This is a messenger RNA of Girardinichthys multiradiatus, 5750 nucleotides long. Its product is annotated as synaptopodin-2. The coding region runs from base 72 to 4793 and encodes 1573 amino acids. Gene Ontology annotation, biological process: positive regulation of actin filament bundle assembly. Gene Ontology annotation, molecular function: actin binding. The record is from RefSeq and is a predicted model, not a curated record. NCBI's taxonomy places the organism in Eukaryota, Metazoa, Chordata, Actinopteri, Cyprinodontiformes, Goodeidae. Gene Ontology annotation, cellular component: nucleus; actin cytoskeleton; Z disc. The transcript has 4 exons.
GCGCCGCUGCUAAGGGGCUGACAGCUCGAUGAGCGCGCCGUGGUAGUUUGGCUGAGGGGGCUGCGCGCAGCAUGGGCACCGGGGACUACGUCUGCGUGACUCUGCGUGGUGGCGCACCGUGGGGAUUCACCCUAAAAGAGGGAGAGGGGGACAUUUACAGACCUUUACUCGCUUCCCAGGUGGAAGAUGGCAGUCACGCCUGCCUGGCUGGAGUCCAGGAGGGUGAUGAGGUGGUGUCGAUCAACGGGGAGCCCUGCGGUGAUCUCACACUUUUACAAGCUCUAGCACUCAUCGAAAAAUCCAUUACCAGUCUGCAAUUACUUCUUAAAAGAUACAACUUCAUCCCCUCUGAAGACUGUGAAUCAGAAGGGAUGUACCUCAGUGAAGGGGUCUCUUCAGAUGAGAAUUUGAAAACCACCACCCUCCACAUCAUUUCCCCAAAGUCUGAAAUCCCAAGGGAGUUCUACAUAUCUGAUCCCCAAGGUAAGGUCCUCCAUCGGGAGUUGGACAGCGACACAGAGGCUCCCCACAGAGGUAAUUUAUCAGAUGAUUUGGGAGGUCAUGAGCUGGUUUCUAAGCACAAGAAGGAAGUACAACGGUGCUUCUCCCCUGGAGAAUUCGUGGAGCUUCAGGUGUCCUUGUCUGAGCAAACCUUGGACGAUAAGGGCUACACCUCUCUUGGGAGUGCUCAAGGGUUUAAGGGGGACUUUUCAACCAUUGAAACAGUUCACACCACCUCAUCACACCAUGUGCCUUGCCCCGUUAGAAAGCCACUCAGGCAGCACGGUGUGGUGGUCAGUGCUCCCUCGGUGGAGGUCACUUUGAAGCUGCCAGAUGCAUCAGGGACAGGGAGGGGCACUCUGAGUGUGGGUGGCCCUACUGUCAUUGAAGACGUUGGGUCGCAAAGUGAAAAGGAGGAAGGAGGGGAACUCUGCCAGCCUGCUCCUGGGUCUUUCACCGUCUCAUUCGAAAUUCCAUUGGACGAAGCAACUCUAGCCGAAGAUCAGGAAGACUCUGACUCUGAAGGGGAUCAAGAAAAACCCAACAAGCAUCGUGCAAAACAUGCAAGGCUCAGACGUAACGAGAGCCUGUCAGAGAAACAGGUGAAGGAAGCCAAGUCCAAAUGUAAACGUAUUGCUCUCCUGCUGUCGGCUGCUCCUCCAAACCCCCACAACAAGGGGGUGUUGAUGUUCAAGAAACAUCGUCAGAGGGCCAAGAAAUACACGCUUGUAAGCUACGGCACAGGAGAAGACGAACCGGAGUUCAGCGACGAAGAAGACGAGGUGAACGGAGACGACAAGCAAGAAAUCCCAGCUGGUGAAUUUAGCUUUGAAGCUACUAUUGAUUGCGAAUCAAACAAGCAUUUUCUUUUGAAUGCUCCAGGUAGUAAAGGUGUGCUGACUUUUAAGUUGGAGAAGAGUCUUGUUGAAAUUAACAAUAACUUGAACGAACAAGCAGAGAUGGAAUGUUAUCCCGAAACCAAAGGCAAGGGUGCACUGAUGUUUGCUCAAAGGCGUCAGAGGAUGGAUGAGAUUACCGCUGAACAUGAGGAACUUCGGCGCCACGGGAUACCUGUGGAAGCAGUGCCAGAGAUGGAAAAAAAAGUUGUGGAGCAGUCCUACAUGCAGUCCACAACAGAGGGUCAUGCUUACAUGGAUGUAAAUAUGCACCAACAAAACCAACAGAAGUACCAGCAGUAUCAGGAGCAACAGUACUAUGAGCAACAACAGAACUACCAACAGCAGCAACAGUAUCAACAAUAUCAGCAGCAGCAGUAUGAGCAACAAUACAAGCAACAGGAAAUGUAUCAGCAACAGCAACAAUAUCAUCAAGAGCAGCAGCAAAUGCAACACUAUUCUACAAGCAUCAAUGGCACAAUCCAACAUCAAACUAAUGAAAUUCAGAGUUCUUACAGCAAUCGUACUGCAAAACCUUUUACAGCAGAAAAUGUGGUGGCAACCCCUUAUUCUCAUGGAGCAAGUGGGACCAAUCAAGAUUCUGUGGGCCAAGGAGAGCAGAUAGCUUCCCGCGAUGAACGCAUUUCUACUCCUGCAAUUAGGACUGGCCUACUAUUGGACUCAAGGAGAAAGAAUACCAGCAAGCCUAUGUUCACAUUUAAAGAAGCCCCAAAAGUAUCACCUAACCCUGCAUUGCUGAACCUUCUCAACAGAAGUGACAAAAAAGGGUGUGAGUCUGGACCUGAGGAAGACUAUCUUAGUCUCGGGGCUGAAGCUUGCAAUUUCCUUCAGUCCCAAAGACUUAAACCUAAGAUUCCUCCACCAGUUGCUCCAAAGCCUGUGAUCAACCCCAACUCCCCUCCUUGGUCUGCUCAAAUUGAAGCAGCCAACCAGGGCAUGCCUCAGUGUGCUGAAAAUAGUCUGUCCACACCUGCUGCAGCCCCAACCACAGAGAUGGUCCCUGCUUCAGAACUGGAGCCAACUCCUGCACCUGCCACUGAGCCUCCUACCCUUCCUAACCCUGAGGAAACUACUGCAGACCCCCCCACAGCAGAACAGCAUUCAUGGACUCUACCAGAGUCAGAGUCCCAACAGCAGCCUCCACAAGUGACACCUCAAGAGGCACAUGGUCAGGUGAUUUCUGCUCAACAUUCUGAGACCUCUCAAAUGACCUCAUGGGGUUCCGCACAGGCACAAACACAUCAAAAGUUAUCAGCUUGUUCAUGGCAAUCAGCACAAGUGCAGCCUCAGAACCCAACUCCAAGUCAUUCUGUACCACAGCCACCAUGGGUAACACGUAAGGCUGCUCAGAGCCAAACACAGAUUCAACUAACCACAAAUACUUGGGCCCCUCAUGGACAACCAUCCUGGACUCAGCAUGAAGAGCAAGCACAACCUCAGACAAAUAUUCAGCCACCCUGGGCCCAGCCUCAAGAGCAACUUCAAUCCCAGCCACAGGUUCAGCCACCAUGGGCACACAUGAAGGAGAAGCCACCCUUGCAGCAAACACAUCCAUCCUGGAGUCAACAUCAAGAACCAUUGGAGACACAUCCCCAGAAUCCAUGGACACAGCCAUCCCAAACAGACUCCCAACAGCAGCAGCCAUGGGUUCAACAACCUCAGCAAAAAGCUCAAGUGGAACCUCCAUGGGUUCAACAAGUUCAGCCAGAUAUACAACCACAACCUCCUUGGGUUCAACAGGUUCAGCCAGAAACACAGUCACAACCACCUUGGGGACAGCAACAGCAUCAUCCGGCUCUGCCACAAUCAUGGGCAAAUGCCCAGGUACCAGGCCAACCUCAACCAUCCUGGGUCUCAACACCACCUCAACAGCAACCUCCUGGUAAUUCAUGGUCACAAACGCAAACACAAGCCCAAACUCAGCCAUUGUGGAUGAAUGCAGCUCAAAUACAACCUCAAGCACAGGCUCAAGUUAAUCUGAAUCCAUGGGCACCAGUUCCUCCCCAAUCCCCAUCUCAGACUUCAUGGGCUAAGCAACCUCCAGAACAUGGUGGCGAGCAACACACAAGUUCUUGGUGCCAGGAGCAAAAUCAGGCCCAAAAUCAGCCAUCCUGGGCUCAACCGGUUCCUUUACAGCCCACACUACAGUCCAACUGGCAACAGUCCCUUUCAAACACAUCUCAACAACCACAACUCAAUACAUGGUCUUCAGGUCAAGCUCAGCCUCCAACAACGGUUAAUGACUGGAGACCACACCUACAGCAGACAUCUCUGAAUGUCCCCAUGUCUACAGUAAACACCCAACCUUCUCCUAAACCAUGGCAUCCAUCGCAAAAUCAGACUCCUCCACCACGACGGAUGUUCUCUUAUACUAUUGGUCAAAAAGCUGCAUCACCUGUCAACCCACUGGCCACUGUCUUAAAUCCUAAAUUGUCCCAGGGUUCAGCAUUUGAGAUGCCAGUCAUCAGAGGGAAAGGAGCUGACAUGUUUGCUAAGAGGCAAUCCCGUAUGGAGAAGUUUGUUGUGGAUUCUGAGACUGUGGAAGCCAACAAAGCAAGCCGGUCAACAUCGCCAGCUGUGUCCUUACCAAAUGAAUGGAAGUAUACACCCAAUGUACGUGCUCCACCUCCCAAGGCUUACAAUCCUAUUCAAUCUCCAUUUUAUCCCCCAGCAGCAAUAAAACAGCCCCCUGCAACUAGUCCUUCAAUCAAAGCAAAGAAAAAAGAUAAAGAUAAACCAAUGCCUACCCCUAAACCACUGAAUGUUAUUGAUGUCAUGAAGCAUCAACCCUAUAAACUAGAUUCUGCACUCUUUAUCUUUGGCCCAGGAGUAGAGGCUGCCAAGCCCCCUACACCAAAGCCCACCUCACCCCCUAAUUCACUUCCCGACAGCCAAACAAUUGGUAGAUAUCCACAAAUUUCUCCAGCACAGCAAUCUGGACCGUUUAGGACCCCAUAUCCCCAUCAAGACUAUGGGAUACCUACACAGCCUGUAGUGCAUGAUCCCCAUUGUCAGCACGCCCAAACUAAUGUUUAUCCUUAUCAGCCACCCCCCGGUGGUCUAUACCAACAAGAAUAUAACCAGCAGUAUCAGCAACCUGUUCCACCAGCGUAUCAAUUCCAAGCCCCUCAGCCUUUAAACCUUCCCUACCAACAGGCUGCUUACCAGCCAGCCAGUAGCCCUCCCUAUCUGGCAGCUCCCUCAGUACCAUACAAAGCUCAGCCUACUAGUAGCUACAAUGCCCCAAGCUUCCCUUUGGCUGCUAGGCCUGAGUCUAUAAAUGGUGGCAGUACUGGAGCUGCACCCAAACCUAAGUUUACAGCCAACAAAAGCUCAGCUCAGGUGUGGAAGCCAACAUCAGUCGAAAAAGAGUGAUUUAUAUAGGCAAAUGGCAGGCUCAUUGCCUAGUUGGGUUGAGACAGUUUGUGCUCUUGUAAUACACUGGCCAGUGGAAACGUUUGAGCACAUAGUAUAAACUUGCUUGUUCAAUCAAUGUCUCCACCCUGUUGACUUUUUAUUGGCUUAAAAAGCUUGUUAGAACUUUUUAGCAGUAAUUUAUAUUAGUUCAGUAACACAUUAAGACCUUUAAGUUACCCACAACUGAGUCAACAAAGGUAGAUUUUGUUGAUGUAUGCUAAAUUGAUGCAGGUGUGUACAAAUCUAAGUGGGUGAUGUUAAGAAUAUAGGGGAGCAUUUUGGUCCGUAUGAGAAGAAAGCAAGGAGAGGUCGGAAGUGAAUGGAAAAAAGAUAUGGUGUAUAUGCUGUAAUGCAACAUCGGGAAAGUCAAGUAAUGACAUAAAAAGCAACUUUGGGUUUGUAGGUCAAGUUAAACUCAUGAGAUACAGAAAUUCUCUUUGUGAUACUAAAAAAAUUGCUUAAACUAACUUGACUGGUAAUUAAGUGAUUAUUAAUUCAAUGUUUUGUGUGUUUCUGUAUUUUUAUUUAAUGAUUUUUUUCAUGUCUCCUUCUUAGGUGGGUUAGUUUUAUUUUAGUCUCCUUACCAGCUGUUGCAUCAUGUUAGAUGCUAUAUUUAAAGUGCCUUAAGAGAAGUCCAGUUUUGAGGUCCACAUACUAGUGUAGGCUUAGGUUUCACUUCAGGCAACUGAAAGCUACCAUCUUUCAGACCUUAAUAUUAAUGCAUCUUCUUCUUUUUAACAACAUGCUAUGAUUGGGUCAUAAUUAAUUUUCAAAAUAGAAUCAGUGAAGGAGUAAGUUUUAUGAGUAAAAUGUAUAUUUGGUACAGAGCUUCCUUUGUUGUUUUUGUUUGUUUCCCCUCAUUGUGCACUUUAUGUAUCAUUUACUGCAGUGAAAUUAAACUAUCUCUUAACCUUC